Molecule: messenger RNA, 4903 nt
Organism: Paramecium sonneborni
Lineage: Eukaryota; Ciliophora; Oligohymenophorea; Peniculida; Parameciidae
Source: the annotation of a GenBank genome assembly
AUGAAAUAAAAGCAAAGGCCACCGUAAUUGGAUCCAAUAAAACGUGUAAAGGAAACAGAUCAAAAAUAUCCAGGAAGCCCAUCGUCUGUUUUUAAUUCUAUUCUUUAACCUCUUUCAUCAGAAUUUAAACGUAAUAAAAAUAAGAAAGGAACGUUGAUGACAAAAAAGUUGGAAUAUGAUAUAAAGGAAGCUUUAAAAUAAACAGAUUAUGAUGAAAGUUAAUAUAAAAUAAUAAAAAAUAGGGAAUAUUUUGCAUAGAGCUUGUCUUGAUUAAUAAAUAAAAUAAAUAAAAGACAUAAUUGAGGAAAUAAUAGAAAAGAAAGAUGAUGAUGCAUUUAAAGAAUGUUUAAUAAAAGAAGAUAAAUUUCAUUGUUAACCUUUAUUGUUAUGUUGUAUAAAGCCAAAAACAGUAGAAUCUGAUAAAAUGAGAAUGCAAUGCAUAUAAUUUUUAUUAAAUCCUUGUAAAGAGAAACCUCAUAUAAGAGCAGAUGUAAAUUGUAAUAAUCCAAGAACAUUAUGGACAUGUUUGCAUUGGGCUGCUUAUUAUGGGGAUAAAGAAAGUGUGGAGGUUUUACUUGAAAACAAUAUUCAUGUUUUUUUACCAGAUUAUAAAGGUUAAUAUGCAGUAGAUUUAGCAGGUAAAAAUAAAUACGAAGAAGUUGUAACUUUAAUAAUAAUGCGAAGUAUUAAAAUAUUAGAAUGUAUAAAAUAUGGAGGUUCAUAAAAAUAUUAAGAAUAUUAUAGUAGUCUAAAUGAGGAUCAUAAAAGACAUUUAACUAAUCCAUUAUUUUUAUGUAAGUUAAUCUAUUGGUCAGCAUUGUAUGAAGUUGAUAGUAAAAACUCAACAUUAUUAUAAUUCAAAAAAGCUUAUUCUUUUUUUCCAUUGUAAUUUUUUAUUUUAUUUAUUUUAUAGUAAAUCUUUAAAAAUGAAAACAGCCUUACAUGCAGCAUGUUAAAGUCAUAAGGGAAAUGAAGAAUUUUUAAAUGAAGCUUUUCGGAUUUUUGAAGAGACUUUAUUUGGAUUCUACAAUGAGGAUUUAAAUAAGAUUAUUCCAUAAAAGAAACCUACACUUUAAGCUAAUAGUGUAUUUGUAUUUAAUUAGGAUGAUUUAAAUAAAUAUAGAGAUGAAUUUAAAUAAGAAGUAUUAUAAUUAGCAGAAUGGGAAAAGGAAAUGUUAAAUAAAAUUAAAAUAAUUAAGAAUUAUGUAUAAUAAAAAUAAAGAGAGAAACAUUUUAAUGAAUUUUAUGCAAUAUAUGUAAAUUAAUAAGAUACAUAUGGUAAUUCACCUUUACAUGUUGCAUCUAUAAAGGCAUUUUAAAAAGGAAUUAAUAUUUUGAUGGAAAAACAAGCCAAUAUGGAAUUGGAGAAUAAUGAAGUGUUUAAAGCAAGAGAAUUAACAUAAGAUGAAAAGGUUUUAGAAUUGUACAAGGAGAAAUUAUAAAGCAUAACUAAUGAAACAAUUUUAAAUGAACUCAAUCAGACAAUAAUAUAAUAAUUAAUGGGAAUAUUUAAGAAAGAUGCUUAUGAUGAUUAAUUACGUUUGAGAAAUGCUUAAGGACCAUGUAUCAAAAUUAUAUCUAUUUUAUAGUGUCUAAAAAUAUUGAUUCUCAAUAUUACAAAUUAAUUACAGAAAUUAAUCAAUAUUCAUAGAAUUUAUUUGUACCAGAUUUAAUUAUUCGUGCAAGUAUUAAACCAGAGAAUUUAAAUUAAGAUACAUUAGAAACAGCACCAUCAUUUUUUGAAUUAAAAGAUUAAGAUUGUGCUGAAUUAAUUAGAUUAAAUUUUUAUAUCUCUUUAUUAUUGAAUGCUGAUUUUGAAGUUUAUUUAAUGAAAUCACAAUUUCAAUAAGGAUUCUAUUAUAUAAUGUUAUAACAUAAUGAAAAGAAUUUAGAAGAAUAAGCUGAUGGAAUGAAUUUAUAAAUGAAAUUGAUGGAUUCAUAUGAUUUGGAGGAAUUUGAAAAAGAUUUUUAAAAUUUAUAUGAGCCUUUUCGUUCCAGAUAGAAAUAAUAAAUAAUUGAAAAACAUUUAACUUCAAUAAAAGAUUUAAAUGAAUAGAUAAAUUCUGGUAUUAUAGAGACAUUUUAUAGAAUGCAUAAAACAGGAGGUAUCAAUAAAAUAAAAGAAAGAUGGUUAGUAAAUAAUAAAUGGUAUCUUCCUACACCAAUUAAUUAGAUUUCAGAAUAUUUAAUGGAAGGAGAGAAUUAGAAUUUUAGUUCAAUUACUAUUUUAAGAUUAUAUUUUGGUGAAAAGAUUUCAUUUUAUUUUGCCUGGAAAUCAUAUAUUACAUGUGCAUUGAUGAUAUUAGCAGUUCCUGGAGCAGCAAUAUAAAUAUAUAUAUUGGUAACAGGGGAUUAUUUUCCAUCUAUUCUACCAUUUUGGGUUUGUUAUGUAUGUUUAUGGUCAACAUUACAAGUUGAAUUUUGGAAGAGAAAGACAUCUGAAAUAACAACAAGAUGGGGAUGUUUAGAUUUAUUAGAUUCUAAAGAUAAAGGAGAAGUACGUAGAGGAUUUUAAGGUUAUGAAGAAAUCUAUCAAGUAACAGGAGAGUUAACCAAACAUUAAAAAAAAACAGAAACAUUUCUUAAAGUAGUUUUAUCAGUUUUAGUUGUCUUGAUCUUUUUGACUCUUUGUGUCUUGAUAUUUGUAGGUGUUAAUGAAAUGAUUAAAAAAUUUGAAGGUUAAAUUAUUAUUACUACUGGAUUAAACAUAAUUUAAGGAGUCGGUAUUUUUAUACUCAACUUGGUUUAUAAUCAAAUUGUCUUAUUUUUUGCAUAAUACGAAAAUCAUAAAUACCUUGAAGAUUAUGAACAAUCCAUCAUUUAUAAAAAUUCAGCAUUCACUUUGCUUAAUUCUUAUUUGUGUAUCUUCUAUGCUGCUUUUGUUAAUGAUAAAAGUUUUUUAGAUUUAUUCAUUUAAUUAGUACCUGUUUUGAUAACAAAACAAGUGUAAUUCGCAGCGUUGAAAGUGUUAUUACCUCGUUUGAAGUAUGAUUAUUACGAAAAGCAAUACUUUAAAUAAUAAUAACUAAAUAUUUAGAGACAAGGAUAAUUGAAUAGAAAUAAGGAGGGAUUUAAAGAUAAAGUAGAGACUUUAUAUGAAACAAUUUUCAAAGAGAAGAAGUACACAAUAGAGACUUGUAAGAGAGCUGUAUUAAAAAUUCAUGAGAAGGGAAAGCCUCCUACUUUGGAGAUGAAUUUAGAUGCAGAUUAAGUGGAGUUAAAUAAUUUAAAGUUAAAUUAUGAAGGAACUCUUGGUUACUUCAUGGAAGGGAUUAUAGAUUUAGGAUAUAUAACAUUAUUUGCAGCAGCAUUUCCUAUAGGACCUGCAAUAGCUGUGGUAGCAAAUGUAACUGAGAUUAGGACUAAAUUAAUUUCAUUUUUGGAAGUAUACAAAAGACCAGAAUGUUAGAGAUGUGCUGGAAUAGGAGAUUGGUUAAAUAUUAUGUAAUGGAUGGGUAUGGGUUGUGUCUUUUCUAAUUUUGCUUUAUUAUAUGUUAAAUAUAAAAAAUAAACUGUGAAAGUAAUUUAUGGAUAUAAUGGUGAUGACUCAGAUACUAUCAUUUGGUUAUUCUUUUUAACUAUAGCUAUCAUACUUAUUAUUAAACUUGCAUUCUAAUGGUUGAUUCCAGAUAAACCUUAAUGGGUUUUAAAUGAACUUCAGAAUAUUCAAGAAAAAUAACAUGUAAAUACAGGUUAAAGAGAAGCUUUGAAAACUAAUAAGGUCAACAUUUAAAAGGAAACUGAUGCUUUGAUUUAAAGUAGAAAACAACUUUUGGAGACUAAAUAAAAUUGUAAUUAAAGAAUUUAAGCUAAAAUCAACACUAAAAUUGAAAAAGAAGUUAAAAUUGACAGAUUCUAAAAAUAAGAAGAACAAGAAAAAUUGUUAGCAAAAUAAGGAGUUAUUCAAAAAGUAACAGAAAUAGAAAUUAAACCUGAAAUGGUUAAUCAAAUUAAAAUUGGUUUAUUAAGGUAAAAGUUUAUUGAAAUUUAACAUUUCCUUCUAUAAUAAAGGAUUAGAUAAAUAGAUUAAGCAAGAACAAAAAAUAUUUUACUUUGUUAAGAAUGUUCUAAAGAAGAAGCUGUUUUUGAUUGUGAAGAUUGUGAUGAGAGUUAAUGUUAAGAAUGUUUUAGAAAAGUACAUAAUAAAAUGAAGAAUAUUACAACACAUGAAGUUAUGUUAUUGAAAUCUACUAAAUAUUAUGAUCAUGAAUUAUUAAGUCGUUUGUAAGUUAAAAGAAAGGUAAAAAUAGAUUCUAAAAGUAAUUUAUAAGUUAAAUUAAAUCAAUAAUAAAAUGAUGGAGAGUUGAAAUAAAAAAGAUGGUAAAAAUUAUAAAAUUUCUGUUUCCCUACUGUUAUCUCAGCCCCGGCUUUCACUUCUUUACAUACUAUUUUUAAUCUUUUUAAAUAAGAGUAUUUAGAUAAUCUAAAUCUAGACAAAAUUGAAUUAAAUAACUUUUAUAGAUUCAGAAGAGAAUAAGAAAAAUUCAUUACGUAUGAAAGUGAGAAUAUAAAUAAAAUUUUAGAAAUGGAAGAAUUAAAUUUAGAAGAAAAGAUAUGGUUAAAUAGAAUUGCAUUUUUAUGUUUUAAGAAAAAUUUUGAAAAAUAAUAAUUUUUUGAUUAUGUUAGAAAAUUGUAGAAUAACAAUUUAGAAAGUAAGUUAAAAUUAGUGUUGGAUCUAGCAGAUGUGGAUAAUGAUGGUAAUAUUACUAAACAUGAAAUCGAAGCCAUUUUUGUAACAUCAAUUGUAUAAGAUUCUGAAGGAUAAUUCUCAUUGUAAUAGGCAAUAGAAAAUACAUUCAAUCAACCAUUGAGUAAAUAAAAAGCUAUGGAAACUCUAUUAAAUUUAAUAAAUUCAGAUAUGCAAUUUAAAGAGUUCUUUCAGCAAUUAACUUAAUGUGAAUGA